This is a messenger RNA of Ananas comosus (pineapple), 2882 nucleotides long. RefSeq names its product pentatricopeptide repeat-containing protein At5g64320, mitochondrial. The coding region runs from base 123 to 2282 and encodes 719 amino acids. NCBI's taxonomy places the organism in Eukaryota, Viridiplantae, Streptophyta, Magnoliopsida, Poales, Bromeliaceae. The transcript has 2 exons. The record is from RefSeq and is a predicted model, not a curated record. Gene Ontology annotation, molecular function: protein binding.
UUAUAUGGAUUUUAGAGUGGUGGUGGGGGGGAGGGGGGCGGGGGUCGUCCUCCCUCUCUCCGUCCUACUGCGAACGCAAUAAAAAUCCCACCUUUGCUCGCUCACAUUGCUUAGGAGUUAUUAUGCUAAAAAGAUCGCCUUUUUCACCUCUCCCCACCAAAACGCUCUCUCCACUCCCCAUUCUCCAUGCUUCUCUCUCCUCCUCCUCCUCCUCCUCGUCCAUGGCGCCCGAGAACGCGUGGGAGAAGCUCCUCAAACCCUUCGACCUCGACCAACUCCGCAGCUCCCUCAACCCCCUCACCCCACGCCGGCUCCGCAAGCUCCUCGACCUCCCCCUCGAUCCCUCCAUCUCCAUGCAAAUCUUCAACUGGGUGGUCUCCUCCCAGAAGGGCUUCUCCCACUCCGCCGACCUAUACUUCGCCCUCGUCAAGAAGCUCGGCGACGCCGGGGAGUUCGCCGCCGCAGUCGACCUCCUCCGCCGCUCCCGGGAGCACGGCGUCAUCCUCCGAGAACCCCUGUUCAUCGUCCUCAUAAGCUGCUACGGGCGCGCCGGGCUCCCGGGCGCCGCAGCCCAGGUGCUCGACGAAAUGCCCCACUCGUUCCGGUGCCAGCCCACGUUCCGGUCGUACAACGUCGCGUUGGAUAUUUUGGUCGACGCGAAGUGCUACAAGGACGCGGUGGCUCUCUUCCACCGGAUGCUCCGGCGAGGGGUCUCGCCGACCACGUUCACCUUCUCCGUCGCGAUGAAGGCCCUGUGCUACGCCAACGAGGUGGACUCCGCGCGGUCGCUCCUUAGGAUCAUGGCGAGGCACGGGUGCGUGCCCGACUCCGUCGUUUAUCAAAUGCUGAUACACGCACUCUGCAAGGAGAGCAGGGUUCGCGAGGCGCUGGAGCUUCUGGAGGAGAUGUUUGUCAUGGGCUGUUCCCCCGAUGUUAACACCCUAAACGAUUUGAUCCACGGGCUUUGUAAGAUCGGCCAUGUGCGCGACGCCGCGAAGUUGCACGAUCGAAUGCUUCUCAAGAGGUGGUGCGCUCCGAAUGCGCUGACAUAUGGAUUUCUACUGCAUGGCUUGUGUAGGAAGGGUCGAGUGGACGAAGCAAGAGAUCUACUGUUAUGCAGAGUGUCCGACUUGAAUGUGGUUUUGUUCAACACAGUGAUUAACGGGUAUUUGCGUGAGGGGAGGUUCGGAGAAGCGAAAACUCUUUACGAGUCUAUGGUCUCGAGCGGAUGCAAUCCUGAUGUUUACACAUACAGCAUCAUGAUCGACGGGCUCUGCAGGGAAGGAAGAUUAGGAUCGGCUAUGCAAUUACUUAGAGAGAUGGAGGCGAGGGGUUGCACGCCGAAUGUCGUCACUUACACUAUUUUACUCCAUAGUUUUUGCAAGAAUGGUUUGUGGGAGGACGGUAACGCAAUUGUAAAGGAAAUGUCUUCGAAAGGUUUGAGUCUAAACUCUGUCGGGUACAAUUGUUUGAUAUAUGCUCUGUGCAAGGAGCAUAAAAUCCAUGAGGGAAUGGAGCUUCUUGAAGAGAUGAAGAGACGAGGGUGCAAGCCUGAUAUAUGCACGUUCAAUUCCCUAAUAUAUCAGUUGUGCAAAGACGAUCGAAUGGAUGAAGCACUUCAUCUAUAUCAGAAUUUACUAUUGGAAGGCUUAGUUGCUAAUAGUAUAACUUAUAAUACUCUUAUUCACGCCCUGUUACAGAAGGGUAGGUGGCAAGAAGCUCUAAAACUUGCUAAUGAGAUGGUGCUUCACGGUUGCCCGCUCGAUGUUAUGACCUACAAUGGGCUAAUAAAAGCACUUUGCAGCGAUGGGGAUGUCGAUAAGAGCUUGGGACUACUUGAGGAGAUGAUGAAAAGGGGUAUUCAACCAAGUAAUGUUUCAUAUAACGUUCUAAUUGAUGGGCUAUGCAAGAAAAGAAGAGUGCACGAUGCGCUAGAACUCUUAAAAGAAAUGAUCAAUCAAGGGUUUAAACCUGAUACGGUUACUUACAAUAGUCUAAUAAAUGGCUUGUGUAAGAUGGGGUGGAUGCGUGCAGCUCUGAACCUCUUAGAGAAGCUGCAUAAUGAGGGAGUAGUUCCGGACAUUAUCACGUACAAUAUUCUCAUCAGCUGGCACUGCAAGUCAAAUAUGUUUGAUGAGGCCCAUAUGCUUCUACAAAGAGCAGUAAAUGGUCGAAUAGUGCCCAACAAACGCACCUGGAAUAUAAUGGUGCAGAAUUGUAUUACAGAACCACUCAAUGUUGCACCAGAGCCCGCAAAGGAGUUAGAAAUAGUUGCUGUAUGACUUCUAUUGCGCUUUGCAGUGUUUACACCACCUUUGAGUGAAAGCCAUAUGAGAAAUGAUACUGGAAAGAGAGAUAAGAGGUUUCAUGGGAGCAGAUUAAUGUCUGCAUGCUGUUCGGUGUUUCGGAUCAUCAUCAUGCCUAUAUAUAAUCGGAUUACCAGUCAGCUUCUAUCUGUUUCAGCAGCUAUUAACAUAUUAUUUCUCCUGGAUUUGUUCAGCCAUUUAUUUUGAUGGCAUAAUGGCACAUAUUUGACCAUAAAGGAAAUGUAUGAAGCGAGGAGUUUUGCAAUUUGAACAUACAUAUGUUGAUCAACAACUUGAAGAAGCAGACAAUUUUCAAGGAGCUGCAAGAUUGUCUGGAAGUUGCAAUAAUGAGACAGCAUAUCUCACAUUCCGAGUGUUUGAUCCACUAUCCUAGUGUUUUUGGGAUACGGAAUUACUGUUUGUUUGGUUUUUUUUUUUUUCUUCAAUGUUACUCAUCUUAAUGAGAUUGUAUCAUUUAUCUUGUUGUACAUUUCUGUAUAGUUUGGGGGGAAGAUAAAUGAACAUUUAAAGUGACAAUUUUAUGAAAGGCAAACUUAGCUGAGGUUAUUUCUCUUA